This is a messenger RNA of Rubroshorea leprosula, 1344 nucleotides long. NCBI's taxonomy places the organism in Eukaryota, Viridiplantae, Streptophyta, Magnoliopsida, Malvales, Dipterocarpaceae. The record is from the annotation of a GenBank genome assembly.
AACUCUCUUGCAAAUUUUUAAGGCUCAGGUUUCUCUCUCUCCUCGCACAAACAAGUCAGAUCUGUUUCAUUUUCUCCCCAAACCCGCGACCUUUCCUCUCCCAAAUCUCGCCAUUCACUCUCCCAAACACCCAAAUCCCUCCAAAUCUCCAAAACCCAUCCCUUAAACACUCAAAAACCAUCAAAUCCUUGCCUACCCAACACAAAUCCACAAGCUUUUUGCUCCAAUUUUCAUUGGGUUUUGUUGAGUUUUCUCUCUCAUGGCUUCAAGAAGGGCUGGAAGUAAAAUGAGACAAGUGGGUAGUUCUAGUGCCAGUGGUCAAGCACAAGAGGAAGGUAACAUCCCACAAUCAAAUCUCUUUUUGGAUACCCAAGCCUCUGCACAGUAUGAUAUUAUCAAGAAUAUGGCUGUUUUAUCUUGCAAUUGUGUGAAAUUUAGUCAAUUUCCUCAAGGAGAUAUGCGUGUUGAGCAAAUCUUUAGGGAACUUGGAUGGAAGAAUUAUAUAGAAAUUAAAGAGCCUGUUGAUCUUCCCUGGUUCGAUUAUCUUCUUAACGGAAAAAGGGUGAAUCUAGGAAGAUACAUUUUCCGGAGCAUAAUCAAGUCUUACUCACCUACUACGGGACUUCCUCAUGGUGCUAUAAUUACCAGAUUGGCGAAGAGGAACAAUAUUGAUCUUACAUCCUUUAGGUUCGGAACGGUUCCCGAUGGGACUACACUUACCAAAGCCUCUUUUGAGAAAAUGGACUGUUUAUUUAGAAAUGGCAUGUGGAUAAAGAAAGGGGACCAAGAAGAGGAUGAAGAAGAAGUUGAUACAGAUCAAGAGAUGGCAGAACAAGGGGCAGAAGAACAUGACGAUGACAGCCCAAGACCAUUUCGAGUUUCCAUGCAAAAAACUAACCGUGAAACCAUGGAGUCAAUGAUAUCUGAGAUGCAGCAGCUACACACCGACUUUUAUGGUUUCCGGACAAAAAUGAGAGAGAGAAUGACCAACGUAGAAGGACAUCUUGGUCAGCUUGUUAACCAUUUUUUUCCUCCACCCCCACCUGAUGCCAACUGACUUGAUAUUUCUUUAGUUUGGCUAAUCUUUAGGAUGGACAUAUUAGGGUUAUGCAUUUUAUGUUUUUAGGCUUGUGAUUAUGUUUUUCUUUGACUAUGGAUAUGUCUUGAACCGUUUUAUGCAUUUUAUGUUUUAUGAAUGGAAAUGGCAUUACUUGUGUUAUCAUGCUUUGUGAAUGGUUGUUUAUGAUUUUGAUGAUCCUAUGCUUUUAUUGAGGGGGAGUAUUUUGUGCUUAAAUUGCUCUUCUUAAUGGUUAUCAUUGAUGUGAAUGAAUUAAGGGGGAGUUU